Messenger RNA from Dunckerocampus dactyliophorus (ringed pipefish), 2035 nucleotides. It is a transcript of the gene dbt, whose product is annotated as dihydrolipoamide branched chain transacylase E2. Gene Ontology annotation, cellular component: cytoplasm; mitochondrion. The record is from RefSeq and is a predicted model, not a curated record. The transcript has 11 exons. Bases 43 to 1545 code for a protein of 500 amino acids. Gene Ontology annotation, molecular function: lipoic acid binding; acetyltransferase activity. Lineage: Eukaryota; Metazoa; Chordata; Actinopteri; Syngnathiformes; Syngnathidae.
GGCUGCUGGCGGGGCGUGCAGCUGUGACGACAGGGAAAAAAUAUGGCGGCCAUGAUAAGAGGCUCCUCUGUGGUGUUCAGACUGGUGAUCCAGCAGUACCGCCAGCAAUGUUUACGAGUGCACAAUGUGCGCGGCCACACGUGUCUUGCCUUGCUUCCCACCGCACUCGACAGGAAGUUCCCAGUGUGCAUCAGAAGCUUUCAGAUGUCGAGCCGGAUGAUACACAUGUCAGCAGCGGGUCGCGGACCCAUCGUCCAGUUCAAACUGUCGGACAUUGGCGAGGGAAUCAUGGAGGUGACGGUGAAGGAGUGGUAUGUCAAGGAGGGAGACAAAGUGUCUCAGUUCGACAGCAUCUGUGAGGUCCAGAGUGACAAGGCGUCUGUCACCAUCACCAGUCGUUACGAUGGCGUCAUUCGAAAACUCUACUAUGACACAGACGGCAUCGCCCUGGUGGGCACACCUCUGGUGGACAUCGAGACAGAAUCCAGUUCAGACCUGAUCCAGGAAGAAGACGUGGUGGAGACGCCUGCCAUGGCUCGAGAGGAACACACCCACCAGGAGAUCAAAGGUCACAAGACCCAGGCCACACCUGCUGUCAGACGCCUCGCCAUGGAGAAUAAUAUAAAGCUCAGUGAGGUGGUGGGAACAGGUAGAGACGGACGCAUCCUAAAGGAAGACAUCCUGAACUUUCUGGCCAAGCAGACGGGAGCCAUCUUGCCCCCGACCCCGUUUCAGGAAAUCCAGACUCCACCUCCUACUCCUCCAAUUGCCACUGCCGGGCCCGCAACGACUUCAGCAGCCCUCAAGGCCCAGCCCAUCAUGCCCAAACCUGUCUUCACUGGCAAAGAUGUUACUGAGCCCCUCAAAGGCUUCCACAAAGCAAUGUUGAAGACUAUGACGGCGGCUCUCAAAAUUCCUCAUUUUGGUUACUGUGACGAGGUGGACCUGAGCCGCUUGGCGGCCCUCAGGGUGGAGCUUAAGGCUGUCGCUGAAGGUCGAGGCGUCAAACUGAGCUACAUGCCCUUCUUCAUCAAGGCCGCCUCCCUCAGCCUUGUCCACUUUCCCAUUCUCAACUCCUCAUUGGAUGAGGGCUGCCAGAACAUCACGUACAAGGCGUCUCAUAACAUUGGUGUCGCCAUGGAUACCAGCCUGGGCCUGCUGGUUCCCAAUGUGAAGAACGUGCAGCUUCUCAGCGUCUUUGACAUUGCACAGGAAGUCAACCGCCUGCAGGCACUCGGCGCUGCCGGUCAGUUGGGAACGACCGACCUGAGCGGAGGAACCUUCAGCUUGUCCAACAUUGGAUCAAUUGGAGGGACGUAUGCCAAACCGGUGAUUCUUCCUCCAGAGGUUGCCAUCGGAGCUCUGGGGAAAAUUCAGAUUCUCCCGUGCUUCGAUGCUGCCGGUCACGUGAUUCGCGCUCACAUUAUGAAUGUCAGCUGGUCGGCGGAUCAUCGCAUCAUUGACGGCGCCACCAUGUGUCGCUUCUCCAACAUGUGGAGGGACUAUCUGCAAAACCCAGCCAGCAUGCUACUGGACCUCAAAUAAAGCCCCGCCCCCUACCUUCUUCCUGCGGCAAGCCUUUGUUCUCUUUCGCCAUUUUCUCGUGGCCUUCGGGUGGUGUGCUGAGUGGAAGAGGCUGGCCCUGGUUAGAGGUGGUUUUCCAAGGGGCUGUGGUCACAUGACCCCUCCCCCCCCCCACUGCAGGUCAAGACUUGGAUCACAUGACCAUCAAGAAACAAGCACAGUACCACAGCUGUAGCGACACCCCCUCCCACCUCUGAGCUUUUGGACCUUUUAAUAGAUGAAGAUAAUGAUGAGGUGGAUCCUUAUUGAACCUUUGAAGACAAAAAGUUGAACUUUAUUAUGCUGUUACCACCUCAUCUUCAGCAUCAUCAUAAUCACGCUGGUGGUCUUCUGCCACCUGUAGUUAAUUUGUUCUGUAUUUUUGAACAGUUUCAGAACCUUUCCAGUGGUGUUUGACGACGUUCUCGUGUGUUUUUUUCUUUGUUUUAUUGAAAUCGUGUUCGUUUCUUAG